Messenger RNA from Episyrphus balteatus (marmalade hoverfly), 452 nucleotides. RefSeq names its product WW domain-binding protein 11-like. NCBI's taxonomy places the organism in Eukaryota, Metazoa, Arthropoda, Insecta, Diptera, Syrphidae. The transcript has 3 exons. Bases 1 to 441 code for a protein of 146 amino acids. The record is from RefSeq and is a predicted model, not a curated record.
AUGAUUUUCAUUCAAUUUAAUGAAGAAGUUAAUGCAGAAGCGGUACCAACUCAUCUUUUAAAACAUUUUUUGCGUAAGCAUAAGCAUCACAAAUAUGAUGAUAGUAGUGAGGAAUACGAUCACCGCAAACACCAUUCUGAUGAAAAUGAUGACGAUUAUAAAUUUAAAUAUAAUCCAAAACCAAAUCCUCCUGUAUAUCUUCCACCGCCAAUUCCAUCACCACCACCCCCACCACCAUCUCCUCCUGUAAAACUACCACCUCUGGAAACACAAUUACCAAGACCCCCUGUAUAUUUUCCACCUAAUAUGUUCUUCCCGCCAGGAUUCCCAUCACAGAGUAAUGCUGACGAAACCGGAAUAAAUGGAAAUUACAAUACUCUUGCUAAGUUGCUCGAUAUGGAUACCAAUAUCUAUAUCCCAAUUACUGUUGGAAAAUUGUAAAUAAGAACUUA